AUGGAAGACUCGAAGCUCGAAAGGUCGACCUCCUCUGAACCCGUAGGCCAGCAAAAUCUCCACAACAAUGGCGGCGAAGAACAACGCCGCCCAGAGCAACACGCCGGCUCGCUUGAGCACGCUGAAUCCCCAAAUGAAGGGUUACUACAUGCUGAUGAUAGCGCGGCCAUUGCUGGAGAAUUCUCCGAAAAGGAAACUCCAACCCUUGAAUCGAAUGGGGAAGACGAUGCUGGCAGAGAAGCCUUAGACGUUAAGGAGGAGGUUGGUGCCGAUGGGAUGGUCGUGAGGCCUAGCAAGCGCUCUAGGAUUAAAGUGGAAUUGGGUGAGACUGUUGUGCAUGGCGGAGGGGAGGCUGAUGUAAAUUGUGUUGUCUAUAAAGUUGGUGAUCAGAGGCAAGCGCUCGUACAAUUGUGGAAGGAACAUGAAUUGCUUCAGGGUGGUGAAGGGAUUGAAGCCUCUCAAAAUGGCCCGACUUUGGAAGUUCGGAUACCGGCUAAACAUGUUACUUCAACUAAUCGCCAUGUAAAAAGUGGGCGUCUGUGGGGAACUGAUGUGUACACUGUUGACUCUGAUUUGGUGGCUGUUCUUAUGCAUAUAGGUUACUGCCGCCGAACUGCAUCUCCUCCGUCAUCUGCUACUGAAGAGUUAAGGGUUACUGUAAGAGUGCUGGCUCCACAAGACUGUUACAUUUCUACUGUGAGAAAUAAUGUCCAUUCUCGUGCAUGGAGAGCUCCAAUUGAUUGUAGCUAUCGUGUCGAACGUUGUUGCUUUGUGAAGCAAGGAGGUGAAAUUAUAGAUCUUGAGCCUUGUCUCCAACAUUCAUCAAAUAUCGAGCCUACUUUUGUUCCAGUCUUUUUGGAGAACAAAAAGAUUACCAGGGCUGCAGCUUUGAAGGCAUUAGCUCAAAAGAGGUUUUUGAGUUCAAUGCGGUUUCAGUACAGUUUCUCUAUGGAGCCUUGGUACGAAUACAGCAUAAAUAUUGUUGCUGACCAAGGUUUGAAGGCGCCCCUCUAUACAUCUGCACGCUUGAAAAAGGGAGAAGUACUCUAUGUAGAGACUCUUUUCGGCAGGUAA
Molecule: messenger RNA, 1074 nt
Organism: Striga hermonthica
Lineage: Eukaryota; Viridiplantae; Streptophyta; Magnoliopsida; Lamiales; Orobanchaceae
Source: the annotation of a GenBank genome assembly